Molecule: messenger RNA, 1470 nt
Organism: Syzygium oleosum
Lineage: Eukaryota; Viridiplantae; Streptophyta; Magnoliopsida; Myrtales; Myrtaceae
Product: homeobox-leucine zipper protein HAT5-like
Exons: 4
Coding region: 470-1315 (281 amino acids)
Biological process (GO): positive regulation of DNA-templated transcription
Cellular component (GO): nucleus
Molecular function (GO): DNA-binding transcription factor activity, RNA polymerase II-specific; sequence-specific DNA binding
Source: RefSeq, a predicted model, not a curated record
UUUAAACUUUAGUUGCGAGAAAAGAAACGCCUGAGAAACUCCUCCGUCUUCCGCCCCUCGAAACUCCGGCGACUCCGUACCUCCGCCGCUCCGCCGGACGAACUGUCUCGCUCCGACCGAUCGAUCGGUUCCCCAUGGAGGUCUCGUGCUUGUGACCUCCGCCGCCUCCGUCGCCGCUGGAGUCUCGGGAUUUCGGGAGGGGAGGAGCUGGGAAAGGCCGUCGUCGGGAGUGGCGUGAUGGGAUUUUGCAUAUGCCCGUUGGAUACUCCGGCGAGGUUGCUCUGGAGCACCAGCUUCUUCCGCCACAAGCUCAUGCUCUUCUAAUUUCCGCGACAUCCCUAGCUCGUGUUUACUACUAGUACUGCUAUCUAUAGUACGGCCGCGCGCGGCUAAGCGGUCUCGUGUUACGCCGGAGGAUCGGUUCUCCGGAGAUUUGCGACGCGGGCGAAAGCAUAGAGAGAUCGAGAGAAUGAAUUCUAUGGAGUCCGGACGAUUUCUCUUUGAUCAAUCCGCGUGCCAGGGCAACAUGCUGUUCCUUGGGAGCAGAGAUUCGCUUUUUGGAGGAGGGGGAUCGGCUAUGGGAAUUGAGGAGGCCACGAAGAGGCGAUCAAUUUUCUGCUAUCCUGAUGAACUUUUCAACGAGGAAUAUUACGAUGACCAGUCACCGGAGAAGAAGCGCCGCCUCACUCCGGAGCAGGUGCAUCUGUUGGAGAAGAGCUUUGAAGCAGAGAACAAAUUAGAACCGGAGAAAAAGACCCAGCUGGCAAAGAAGCUGGGCAUGCAGCCAAGGCAGGUGGCUGUGUGGUUCCAGAACCGUCGAGCCCGGUGGAAGACGAAGCAGCUUGAGAGGGACUAUGAUGUCCUCAAGUCGUCUUAUGACUCUUUGCUCUCGAAUUAUGACUCCAUCAAGAAAGAGAAUGAGAAGCUCAAAUCUGAGGUCAAUUCCCUGAACGAGAAGCUGUCAGCCAAAGAUGUUGCCGGAGCACUGGCCUCGGGUCAAAGUUCCCAUGCACUUCAUGAGGAGGAAACCCGAGAUUCAUCCCUUGGGUUUGUGGUGAAGGUGGAGGACCGCCUGAGUUCCGGGAGCGGCGGGAGUGCCGUGGUGGAUGAGGACGGGCCGCAGCUUGUGGACAGCGGCCAUUCGUAUUUUCAUUGCGAUGACUACCCGGAAUGCUUGGUGGCCAUCGAUGGGGUGCAGUCAGAGGAGGAUGAUGGAAGCGAUGAUGGUCAGGUUUACUGCUCGGGGAUUUUUGCCGCAGCUGAAGAGCCGCAUCAAGAGGGAGGCGAGCCUUUGGGAUGGUGGGCAUGGCCCUAGUUUUAGUUUUCGCCUGUGUCUUAAGGAUCUCCGUUCUCGUAAAUGGUUCAAGUCACUAUGUACUCAUGAUACUAUGCAAUGUAAACUUUGCCGGUAUAGCUGGGAUCCUGAAAACGGAACUUUGGACAUGAAUAAAACUGAAAUGUUUGGUCAAA